This is a messenger RNA of Rosa chinensis, 993 nucleotides long. RefSeq lists its product as uncharacterized. NCBI's taxonomy places the organism in Eukaryota, Viridiplantae, Streptophyta, Magnoliopsida, Rosales, Rosaceae. The coding region runs from base 179 to 706 and encodes 175 amino acids. The record is from RefSeq and is a predicted model, not a curated record. The transcript has 2 exons.
GACAGUUGCCUAAGCAACAUAGAACUAAACAGUAAUGGAAAUUCAUGUCGCAGUUACCAGGUUCGACUUUGAGCUCUCCAUUUUUGGGUGUCUGAAAUGAGAGGUUAAGCAGUAGCCACUAGCCAGACUACAGGAGCAGCAACAACAACAGCCCAAUUUGGCUCCCCAACACCCAGUAAUGCAGUCGAAACCACAAGGUGUCAUGGCUUCUAAUAAUUUGCAGCAGCAAGGAAGCAAAAAUGUUCAGACUGGACGGCCCCAAAAUAUUCUCACCUUAAGCUUGACUACAGGUACAACCUUGGAAGAGUUUAAAUUUGGAUUCCCAUCUGAAGGUUUAUCAACUGCAUCCAAUAGAUGGUGGGGAAGCAAUAGCCCUAAUUGUGAUGAGGGCGUCCAUGGAGAAGCAGCUAAGAGUGAUGAAGGCAACAAACAUCAGUCUGUCAAAUUAGCAGAUGAUAGUGCAAGUUCAAUUACAGGGAACAAAGAGAAAUGUGAAAGUGAAAAAGAAGAGAGCAGCAUUGAUCCACAAGGGACAGAUUUAUUGGUGGCCGUGAGAAAAAGAGCGGUGGAAGAAGGGAAACAGGCACUUAAGCUUGGUGCAUUCCGUGGAUAUGGUGCAAAGAAGCUAGGGAGAAAGGAGAGGACAUUGCUUCUCCGAAUAUUCAAAUCUUCAAUGCCAAAAGAUUGGAUACCUGACUCCUCUUAAAUCCGAGGUGUCGAAUGCUCUCGACAUUAUAAAUAAGCUACAUUUACUCCAACAGGUAGGUUUAUUCCUCAGUCGGAAUUGUGUGAACUAAGUUUGCUUUCUUGUCUUGGUUUGUAAUAUGGCUUAGCUAUGCUAGAAUCUCUGUUUGUUUAGGGCACUCAUAUAUGUAUUACUUGAGUUGCAAUGAUUAUCAUGUAGUUGAUUAACUGUAUGACCAUGAGUUGCUUCUAGAAUCUUUGUUGGUAACGGGCAAUCUCAUAUAAGAUAGCACACAAGUUAUUAUUUGA